GCUGGCAGACUGAACUCUAUGAAAGAAAGUGGAAUCAAAAACACAAGUGGGUUGAGGCUAUAAAACUAUAAGAAGACCAUAAGAAACUUCUGCUAAAAAUUACCUCAAGAUCCAAGGAAAAGUCUAUCUUUUUAGUGGACUUUGCAGUACAAUUUUGAAAUAUGUGUUGUGGAGGAUGUGCCAAGUGUCUUGGAGUUACUCUCAUUCCUUUAACUAUACUAUGCGUUCUUGCCAAUAUUCUGUUAUUUUUUCCUGGAGGAACAAUUGAAAUUAGCGACCAUAUUUCAGAUGAAGUUUGGUACCUUGGAGGAAUUUUGGGUUCUGGUGUACUGAUGGUGUUUCCUGCUUUGGUCUUUUUGGGUCUUAAGAAUAAUGAUUGUUGUGGAUGCUGUGGAAAUGAAAGCUGUGGAAAAAGAUUUGCGAUGUUUAGUUCUAUAAUAUUUGCAGCAGUUGGAAUUGUGGGAGCUGGAUACAGUUUUGUUGUGUCAGUUUUGGCUUUGAACAGAGGCCCGAAGUGUAACAUUGGCUCCAAUGAUAGCAACUGGACGUAUCCGUUUAAUAAUGG
Messenger RNA from Thamnophis sirtalis, 565 nucleotides. The record is from RefSeq and is a predicted model, not a curated record. NCBI's taxonomy places the organism in Eukaryota, Metazoa, Chordata, Lepidosauria, Squamata, Natricidae.